AUGGCCCUACAAAGCGGUCGAUCGCUGAAUCCUACCUUCGAGGCAUGCAGGCUUUUUGGUUCCUCUUCUAUCACGGAAGAUUACUCUAGAGGCUUGUUUUACUAUAUUCUCAGCCCAGUCUACGAAGACAUUCUUGAUGCAUUUCCCCCACCAACUGCCGAUUGCAUCUCUGCUUUGAGGUUUAGUCCUCGUGGUACGCAAUUUCUCGGCUAUUCUGCUCUUAUCGUUUACCUAUUAGGUACCAAGGCUGGCAGUAUUUACAUGCAUCGGCAGCUCAGAGACACCCUAGAGACGACUCAUAUAUAUCAGCAUGAUAUCGAGAAGUUCUUAAAUUGUGUCAAGAGGCAACUCGGAGUACAGAAAGAUGGUAUACUUGAGUCAAAAGACCUCGGUGGCAGUAUAACUACGGCCAAAGCAGAGGUGAUAUUCGGAGGCAUUGAACCGGAGACCAUUAUUAAGACCCGUUUGUCUGGUGAGAUCAACUUUGAGGUGGUGACGAAAAGUGUUAGUAUGACUGGAGCUGGAACACUGGGCCUGUUUCGAGUAAAGACAGUAUUGGGAAAGGAUGCAGAUCUUCACUAG
Fusarium mangiferae is the source of this 582-nucleotide messenger RNA. RefSeq lists its product as uncharacterized. The transcript has a single exon. The coding region runs from base 1 to 582 and encodes 193 amino acids. The record is from RefSeq and is a predicted model, not a curated record. NCBI's taxonomy places the organism in Eukaryota, Fungi, Ascomycota, Sordariomycetes, Hypocreales, Nectriaceae.